AUCAUUUCAUUUUCUUCAACCCGCGUAGUCUUCCAUUUCCUCCAUCAUGGACCUCCAACGCUACAACCGCAGACAACGCCUCAAGCAAGACAUCAUCAUCCUCAUCCUCAGCAUCGUCACUCUCUCCGUCUCAAUCCCGUACGCCACCCAGCUCUGGAACGAUGCUGAAAGAUACGUCGCCUCUUCUCCCUCCUCGUCGUCGAAGAUGAACGACCUCCUCGGCUCAAGCCGAACUACGCACAUGCCCCCAAAAGAAUCCCUCAUCCCAAUGUACGGCCUCACACCACUCGUCGCAAUCGCCAUGACAGUCCUCAGUAUCAGCCUCUACUGGAACGCUGUGCAGCCGCUCGUCUACUCCAUUUCUCUGAGCGCCUUCAUGUUCGUUGGAUGGUUGAUCACGGUUAUUUUCUGGGGCCGCUGUGUGCAUGAUGGGGAUCGAGGUUCUCGGGCUGCUUGGACGAAAGUAUGCAUCCAAGCAACGAUCUAUAGAGACCACGAUGUGGGGCGCAGGCUCGAUUGGCUGGGCGUUGCUUCUGCUUUCUUUGCAGCGUUCUUAUUGCCUUGUUAUUUGCUGCAAAUUUGCUGCGCUGUGAGCGAUUUGCGUAGAAGUAAAAGUAUGGACGUGAACAGGUCGAGUAAGGAAGUGGUGGAAGAGGAGAUGGAAGAACUGUAAAAGUGCAUUGGGUAGGAUGGAGUUAACGUGGCUAUUCAGGUAAAGAUGGUCGUGGAGCGAUACUGGUUAUCGG
Trematosphaeria pertusa is the source of this 746-nucleotide messenger RNA. RefSeq lists its product as uncharacterized. The coding region runs from base 47 to 673 and encodes 208 amino acids. The transcript is spliced from 4 exons. Lineage: Eukaryota; Fungi; Ascomycota; Dothideomycetes; Pleosporales; Trematosphaeriaceae. The record is from RefSeq and is a predicted model, not a curated record.